This is a messenger RNA of Beauveria bassiana ARSEF 2860, 567 nucleotides long. RefSeq lists its product as uncharacterized. Lineage: Eukaryota; Fungi; Ascomycota; Sordariomycetes; Hypocreales; Cordycipitaceae. The transcript has a single exon. The record is from RefSeq and is a predicted model, not a curated record. The coding region runs from base 1 to 567 and encodes 188 amino acids.
AUGCAGUCCCAGCUGAUGCUCGCCUCGCUCCUCGCCGCCGUCGCUUCGGCCAACAACCUGCUGACCCUGCGGCAGGCCGCCAACCCUCUGAGCUCGCUCUCCAAGGAGUGCAAGGCGGACCUCGAGGAGGUGCAGUCGGCGAGCGACCUGCCCGCGAUCCCGACGGCCUUUAUCGGCGACGCCUUUGCCGCCGUGCAGACGCUGUCCGACGCCUGCGCCUACACGCCCACGGGCACCGCCGCCGCCGAGUACACCAGCUUCGUGUCGGCCGCCGAGUCGUGGGCCAGCAAGCACACCAGCAUCGCCUCCAAGAUUGAGCAGGACUGCAACGCUGCUUUCCAAAACAUUGCCAACCUCUGCCCCUCGGGCGUCGGCGUCAGCAACAACAAGACCACGUCCGGCGGCGGCGGGGGAGGUGACGAGGCCGCUGACGGGGCGACCGCUACCGGCGACGCGGCCCAGUCGAGUGGCGGCGCUGGUGGCACGACCUCUGCGGCGGCUGGCAAGGGCCCGGCUGCGGUGGGCGCGCUCAUGCUUGCUGCUCUCGGCGCCUUUGCUCUGCUGUAA